UGACUUCAGCAGCUGAACUAGCGGAGGAGAGGUCACAUGACCACAACCGAAAAACAAGAGUGAGAAACAAUGCCUUGGCCAGCCUUUGUUCUGCCUCCGGGAUCUCUCUGUGCUGCAGCCAGUCAACAGAGCAAGUAACCAGGCCCCUGAACCUGAGCAGAGGAUCCUGUUGCGACACUUCCCUGGUUUAAUCAGUGACUUCAAAGGAAUUGGCUCAGCACUGCAGCCGCCAGGCUUUGCAGAUCAGUGUGUGGUCUCCCUGCCAGGGCUCUGAUCACCUCUCCCCACUGCCUUCCCUCCUACUGCAGAUAUGGAGCCCAGGAUGUUGCAGCUCCUUCUCGUCCUCCAUGUCUUGGCCCUCCCAGUCCAGCUCUGUGAAAUCCCCAGGGGAAAUUCUGCUCUGAUCAAAUGCCUGAACACGGAGCUCUUGAGACUCAGCCAGGAUCUGACGGAGGAGCUCAACCCCAGUGUGUAUGUGGCCCUUCGUCUUUCUGCUGACCACAGUCUGGAGAAAGAGGCCCAGUACCUCCAGAGACUGAAGAAUGUUUUCCAGCCCAGUGCCAGCAGCUCCGUAGCAGGUGGCCAACAGAAGCAGCCCAACACGGGCCGCCUGGCUCUGUACCUCCUAGCACUGCGGGCUGCCUGCCAAGACAUGGAGACGCUCAUGGGGAGGCAGCUGGUGACCCGGUUGAAGUACCAUCUGCACAAGGAGAAGGAGCAGAUAGCUUUCAAAGGGAACGGCCGCCCCAUCACCAGUUACUACCAGUACAGCCUGGGGGUCUUGGCCCUGUGUGUCCAUGGCAAGAAGAUCGACACCCAUGUGAUCCAGAAGCUCCUGAAUGCUGAGAAGCACAACAAGUUCACGCAUGGCGGCAAGCUCUCCGUGGACACCAAGGCCAUGGCAGGCUUGGCCUUCGCCUGCCUGGAGCAGGCCAACCUCUACGAGCCCAGGCUAGUGGCAGCGAUCAGCCUCGCUGUCCAGAGAGUGACGGACAGGAUUCUCCAGGCUCAGACCACCAAGGGCACCUUCGGCAACAUCUUCAGUAGCCCACUGGCCGUGCAGCUCUUGAUCGCCACCGGGAUGAGCAAGAAGCCAGAGUGUCCCAAAGGCAUGGAUGCCCUGCUGGGGAGCCUGGAACAGGGUCACUUCCAGAACCCCAUGAUCAUGUCCCAGCUGCUGCCCGUGCUGGAUGGCAAGAGCUACCUGGAUAUUGCCACCAUGGAGUGCCGGGCAGAGCAAGCCUCUCCCUCUUUCUCAGACACUUUGGAGCUAGACACCAAGUGCCCAGGAUCCAGGACAGUAAUUCUGGGGACCAAGAUGAUCACCGUUCAGCUGGCUGUGGAGCACCCUCCGAGCCCUGAGACACUGUACAACCACUCCAUCCAAGUGCCCUCUGGGUCCUCCCUCCAGGACGUGCUGAGAACCGCUGUGGAGCAGGGCCCUGAGCAGUUCACGUAUGAAACCCAAAACACCCUGCAUGGGCCGUUGUUAACCGCAGUGAUGGGGGUGAAAGCCAGCAAUGGAGAGCGGAGAUACUGGCAGCUCCUCCAGGCCCCAGCCACCAGUCUUCAGAAAGGCAUCUCUGACUACCAGCCUCAGGACGGAGAGUCCAUCAUCCUGAAGUUUAGCCCAUGGUAGACAGCCUGCUGCCUGCCUUCCAGCUCCCUGCCCCACCUCAAUCCACAGUGAACUCUCUGUGUGUCUCUCUCUCUGCCCCAGAAGCAGGAGGUCUCAGCUGGCAUACGCUUGUCAGCCUGCAAGCCCUGUGCCCACAGAGUGGCAUCUUCCUCCCCACAGACUGAAGUCCAUAACGCAAGUCCCUGGCCCUCCUGGCGGGCGUGCGUGCGUGUCAGUCAAAAAGGGCAAAUUCCCUCCUGCCCCGGAGACCUGUUCUGCUGUGGAUCAACCACAACCAUCCACUCAAUGGAAACUGACCAUGCCAGGGGGUGGGGAGCAGCAGGUUUGGUGUGAAUGAAAAACCUUGAAUAUGACGACACAGCGCAUCAUAAUUCUGAUUUUCUAAUGCAGCUUUAACCCUUGCUAUGCUGUGGCUGUCUAAACUGCCACACAAUGAGUACAUAGGAGGAGGUGUCUGCAUCUUCCUGCUGGACACACUUUGCUCUCCCCGGGCCCACUGUACCAGCACCCUGGUGUGACUGGGCUCCUGGGAGUUCUCUAGACUGCAUCCCUCUUAAGCAGUCACUGCACGGCUCGCAGGCCAGGGAUUCCCUCCCUGCUCCCGCCCCAAUUCCUGAAGUGACAGAACUGCUGCUAUGAUGAGAGGAUGUGGCUGAUAUCUCUGCUGUCUGGAGAGCAGUGGGUGGGAACCUGGCACCUGUGCCGAGGGGAGAUGGUGCCUCCAUGCAGCCACUCUCCCUCAGUCUGACAUUUGGAUCUAAAAUGAUUAAAGCUUUGAUUGCAAACCUUA
This is a messenger RNA of Chrysemys picta bellii (western painted turtle), 2429 nucleotides long. It is a transcript of the gene TCN2, whose product is annotated as transcobalamin 2. The record is from RefSeq and is a predicted model, not a curated record. Gene Ontology annotation, molecular function: cobalamin binding. Gene Ontology annotation, biological process: cobalamin transport. NCBI's taxonomy places the organism in Eukaryota, Metazoa, Chordata, Testudines, Emydidae.